CUCUGAAGCAGCCAGUCUCUUCACUAACCACACCGUCUUACAUGAAUAACAGAGAAUAAGUGGACUAACGCAUCUCAAACUUUCAAUGGAGAAUAUCCAGAACCAGGAGGCAGAGGACAACCCUUACCUGUGUUUCCAGCGAACACCAUCUCUCAGACGUAAAUGGAGGAAACGCUAUGGCGGUCUGGACGGCAACAAGCUCCUGGAGCCCAGUAAAGACCCAGACAUGAAAGAGGAUGGAGGGAUGACAGAUGAGAGUCAGCAGAGGAACGCUGGGAACCAGGAUUCUGCACCACGCCCAGCCCCUAGAAACCUGAUCCAGGUCCUGACUCCAGUCCAGAGACCCAUCAGUCUCGUCAGUCCUGGGUCUGCAGUCGUCCCCAUGUCUGCCAGUAACGGCUGCUUGAAGCCUCCUCUUCCUCAAGCGGUGGUCCAGCCAGAGGACAGAGGCUCCAGCUCUGGACCCCCCCAGCCCUGGUUCCCCCCUCAGCAGAGCCCGUCCAAACGCAGGGCAGCUGCCGAUGUAUUGUUUGACAGCUUUGCCUCAGAUGGAAGAAUUAACGUCAACCAGUUCUUUGAGGCCAUCUGGAGCUCUGGUCUGCACAGAUCCGACCCUCGGCUCAGAGAGUGUUUUUUCCACCUGAGGAAACUGCAGGAUGCAGAGGGAACAGUGGACAGAAACGCCUUCCAUAGAUGCGUCACAGGAUUCGUCUCCCUCAUCCUGAAAGCUCUGCAGGGACGAUUCGUCAUUCCAGACUUCUCCACCUUCACUGAAGAAACUCAGAAGUUAUUUUCAAGGUGUCGACAGCUGUCAUCAGUCCAGGAGAAGGAAAAGGAGGGCAUAGACAGCAUUAAAUGGGGCGUCUCCGUCUGCACCGUGGACGGACAGAGGUUGUCUCUGGGGGACUGGGCGGGCUCGGUGGUCCUGGGCGAGGUGUCAUGGCCACUGGUCUAUGGCGUGGCGGUGGACCUGCUGGGCUCUGACCUCGUCCACAGAUAUGUCGGUGUAGAGGAGUACUCCAGAUACGACUCUCCAUUCACUCUCACUAAAACAGGAAUCCCUCAUAGCCCACUCACUGAAACCGGAGCCAUCGUAACCACAUCUUUACUACCGCUGGCGGGGAGGCUGUGUGCAGAGGAAGAGGAAAAGUAUGACUCAGUGCUGAAUGUCAUUCGAAGGCUCUGUAACAAGGAGCACGCCAACUUAAACUGCACCAGCUAUCAGAGCAGCAGGAAGGCCAGUGUCCGGCUUCAUGCUUUGUCCUUCUAUCUUCAGGAGAAGAAGUGUUUUCCAGAGAAGGCGGACAUUAAUGCUGCUUUGGAUCUAAUGCUUCAGUGUGCUGCAACAGAGGUCACCUGUGAAUCAGGAGCUGCCAUGGCUGCAUCGUUAGCCAAUGGUGGCCUCUGCCCACUGUCAGGUGAUCAGGUGCUGUCACCCAUGGCAACACGGAGUAUGCUGUCCAUGAUGCAGGUGGCAGGGAUGAAAGACUACUCCACAACCUUUCACUUUAAGACGUCGGUUCCAGCUGUGUCCAGCAGUUACGGCUCUCUUCUGGCUGUUGUCCCUGGUGUUCUGGGGCUGAUGGCAUUCUCUCCAGAGUUAGACGCCUGUGGAAACCCCUGGAGGGCCGUCCACUUCUGCCAGGAGCUGAUUUCAACAUUUCAGCUGCACAGUUUUGACAUCAGGACUCCGUUCAGACAGGUUCUCGCUUACAGACAGUGGAAAGCUGAAUCUGAGGGAUAUCAGAUCAUGAACGUAUUGUUGGCAGCUUUUAAAGGUGACGUUCAGUCCCUUAGAAGGUACUUCCUGUCUGGAGUUGAUGUAAAUGCUGUCGACUACGAUGGCAGGUCAGCUCUGCAUGUUGCAGCUGCUGAAGGUCACACAGAGGUCAUCCGCUUCCUGCUGGAGAACACCAGGGCGAACCCGGGUCUUAGGGACAGGUGGGGGAGCUCUCCUCUGCAGGAGGCCCGGAGACACAACAGAGACGCUGCUGUCCAACUGCUGCAGGGAGCCAUCUGACCUGAGACCUGUUAAACUGUCCUUAAUACGUCCACAGUUUAGAAAAAUAGAAAAAUAAAAUAAAAACAAAGAGGUACCCAUGAUAACAAAAUAUAUGAAAGCUCAGAACACAUAGUACAGAGGUGUCAAACUCAUUUUAGUUCAGGGGCCAUAUUCAGCUAAAUUUGAUCUGAAGUGGGCCGAACCAGUAAAAUAAUAACAUAAUAACCUAUAA
Sphaeramia orbicularis (orbiculate cardinalfish) is the source of this 2234-nucleotide messenger RNA. RefSeq names its product glutaminase like (gene glsl). The transcript has 21 exons. Gene Ontology annotation, molecular function: protein binding; glutaminase activity. Gene Ontology annotation, biological process: L-glutamine catabolic process. Bases 86 to 2020 code for a protein of 644 amino acids. Lineage: Eukaryota; Metazoa; Chordata; Actinopteri; Kurtiformes; Apogonidae. The record is from RefSeq and is a predicted model, not a curated record.